This is a messenger RNA of Nymphaea colorata (pocket water lily), 1210 nucleotides long. Its product is annotated as UMP-CMP kinase 3. Gene Ontology annotation, molecular function: UMP kinase activity; ATP binding. The coding region runs from base 158 to 901 and encodes 247 amino acids. Gene Ontology annotation, cellular component: nucleus; cytoplasm. Gene Ontology annotation, biological process: CDP biosynthetic process; 'de novo' pyrimidine nucleobase biosynthetic process; UDP biosynthetic process. The transcript is spliced from 10 exons. Lineage: Eukaryota; Viridiplantae; Streptophyta; Magnoliopsida; Nymphaeales; Nymphaeaceae. The record is from RefSeq and is a predicted model, not a curated record.
CAUAAAUUCAGGGGGAAAAGGCGCCAGUUUUCACGCGCUUGUCCAGAUCUGAUCUCCCUCUCCCUCUCCCUCCCUCCCUCCUUCUUCUGCUCUGCCGGAUCUCUGAGUUCUCCGUCCUUCAAUCUUUCUUUCCCCCGCCGUCCUAGCUUGAACUUCGAUGGGCACCAAUUCUGUGGAUUGUAUUGAUGCAUCCAAGGUCUCUCGUUAUUGUCAACAAGUUACUUCCAGUUUUGGGCCUAUUGUGGAGGGUGAGAACCUUCUGGGUGGGAAGCAAGUCACUGUGGUAUUUGUUCUUGGUGGUCCAGGUAGUGGAAAAGGCACACAGUGUGCGAACAUAGUUGAACACUUUGGGUUUACCCACCUUAGUGCUGGUGAUCUGCUUCGAGCAGAAAUUAAAUCUGGUUCAGAAAAUGGGACCAUGAUACAGAACAUGAUAAAGGAAGGUAAAAUUGUUCCCUCAGAGGUCACAAUUAAGCUCCUAGCACGAGCAAUGAAGGAAGACAAAAAUGACAAAUUUCUUAUUGAUGGCUUCCCUCGCAAUGAAGAGAACCGUUCUGCCUUUGAGAGAGUGACCAACAUCAAACCAGAAUUUGUAUUGUUCUUUGAAUGUCCUGAAGAAGAGAUGGAGAGGAGGCUUUUAAGCAGAAACCAGGGAAGAGAAGAUGACAACAUUGAGACAAUACGAAAGCGGUUCAAAGUUUUCUUAGAAUCUAGUUUACCAGUAAUUGAGUACUAUACCUCACUUGGGAAGGUCUUCAAGAUUGAUGCUGGAAGGCCCAAAGAGAAGGUUUUUGAGGAUCUCGAGUGUAUUUUUAGCCCAUACAGUUUGAAGGGAAAAGUCAAUGUUGAGAACAAUGUUGAGGACUGUGCCGAUGAGGUUAAGCAAAUCCAUCUAGUCUAGAGGCGCUUGAAGUGCAUAGUUUUUCAUUUGGGUGCAAUGAGGAGCAUCUUUCUAGGUGGUCAACGAUUACAGAACUGUCGGGCAUUUAUAUACUUUUUUUCUUUUUCUUUUUUUUUUUUGUGGACGAUGACUUGAAUUAGAGAACCGGUAUUCUAUUCAACCGGAUGGUAAGCCCUUCCGGAUUAAACAAUUUCUUCCACUAAUGUGAAGGUGGUUAGUGUUCAAAAAGUCACUCAAAUAUGAGAAUGGGUGCAUGGAUGUGUUAAACUUGAUAAGGAACUUAAUAAUAAGUGUUGGCAUGCUGUGGCA